Messenger RNA from Zootoca vivipara (common lizard), 3753 nucleotides. RefSeq names its product adducin 2 (gene ADD2). The record is from RefSeq and is a predicted model, not a curated record. Gene Ontology annotation, molecular function: actin filament binding. Lineage: Eukaryota; Metazoa; Chordata; Lepidosauria; Squamata; Lacertidae. Gene Ontology annotation, cellular component: plasma membrane; postsynaptic density; cytoskeleton. Gene Ontology annotation, biological process: barbed-end actin filament capping.
UCCCCACCUCCCUGGGCGGAUCUCUUUCUCCGCGGCGCGCAGAGCAGCGAAGGCGCCCAAGGAGACCAGGAGGAGGAGGAGGCGCGAGGCGCGGCAAGGGACAGAUCCGGAGAUCGCAGGAUGGGCUCCCCCGAUGGGCUCCUUUGACUGGGAGGAGGAGGAAGAGGAGGAGAAGGGACCGCGCUGCGGGAGAGGAAAGCGAGCAACCGCCCCUGCAAGGAAGAUGCGUUAAACGGGCCCCCAAAGUAGACCAGAAAAUCCAAAAUGAGCAGCGAGACCAUCCCCGAGGAGGUCUCCUCCCUCCCCACCCAAAGCCAGCAUUACUUCGACCGGUUCUCAGAAGAUGACCCUGAGUACCUGCGCAUCAGGAACAUGGCUGCCGACCUGCGCCAAGACUUCAACCUGAUGGAGCAGAAGAAAAGGGUCACCAUGAUUCUGCAAAGCCCUUCUUUCAGGGAGGAGCUGGAGAGCCUCAUCCAGGAGCAAAUGAAGAAAGGAAACAACUCCAAUAUCUGGGCCCUCCGGCAGAUUGCAGACUUCAUGGCCAGCACUGCCCCUUCCGUCUUCCCGCCUUCGCCCUUGAACCUCUCCAUGGUGACCCCCAUCAACGACCUCCAGGGCAUUGACUCCACGUCCUUCGCCAAAGGGGAGAGGCUCAUGCGCUGCAAAGUCAGCAGCGUCCACCGGCUGCUGGAUCUCUAUGGCUGGGCGCAGCUCAGCAGCACCUGCGUCACGCUGAGAGUCAGCAAAGAACAGGACCACUUCCUGAUUUGCCCUGUGGGCCUUUCCUGUCCUGAAGUUACAGCUUCUAGCCUGGUUAAAGUGAACAUCCUGGGAGAAGUGGUGGAGGCAGGCAGCACCAGCUUCUCAGUGGAUACCCGUAGGUUCAGCCUGCACUCUGCCAUCUAUGCGGCCAGACCAGACGUGAGAUGCAUCAUCCAUUUGCACACGCCAGCCACUGCCGCAGUGUCUGCCAUGAAGCACGGCCUCUUGCCCAUUUCCCACGAUGCACUGCUGGCAGGGAACAUGGUAUACUUUGACUUCAAUGGGGAGAUGGAGGAAGAAGCAGAUAGAAUCGAGUUGCAGAAGUGUCUAGGACCCACCUGCAAGGUUCUUGUGUUGCGGAAUCAUGGUGUGGUGGCCUUGGGAGACACGGUGGAAGAAGCCUUCUAUAAGAUCUUCCAUUUGCAGGCUGCCUGUGAAGUGCAGAUCUCGGCCUUGUCCAGUGCCGGCGGAGCAGAGAAUCUGAUAGUUCUGGAGCGAGAGAAGCACUGCCCCCAUGACGUUGGCUCUGUCCGAUGGGCCGGCAGCACCUUUGGACCCAUGCAGAAGAGCCGGCUGGGAGAGCACGAGUUCGAGGCCCUGAUGAGGAUGCUCGACAACCUGGGCUACCGGACCGGCUACGCCUACCGCUAUCCGUUUGUCCAGGAGAAAACCAAGCACAAGAGUGAAGUGGAGAUCCCAGCCACUGUCACGGCCUUUGUGUUUGAGGAGGACGUAGCCCCCAUCUCAACUCUCCGGCAGCAUGCCCAGAAGCAGCAGAAGGAAAAGACCCGCUGGCUGAACACACCUAACACUUAUCUGCGGGUGAAUGUGGCCGAGGAAAGCCAAGGCAGCGCCAGCAGAACCAAAACCACUUGGAUGAAAGCAGACGAGGUGGAGAAAACCAGCAGUGGAACACCAAUCCGAAUUGAAAACCCAAACCAAUUUGUGCCUCUCUACACAGACCCACAAGAGGUUCUGGAAAUGAGGAAUAAGAUUAGAGAACAAAACCGCCAGGAUGUGAAAUCAGCCGGACCCCAGUCCCAGUUGCUCGCCAGCGUGAUAGCAGAGAAAAGCAGGAGCCCGUCUACAGAGAGUCACUUGGCAGAUGGAGAGAUGAAGGAUGUAUCCCACAACGAGGUUCCUCCGGAGCCGGAGCCACCAAACCCUUUCAGUCAGCUGACAGACCAGGAGCUGGAGGAGUACAAGAAGGAAGUGGAAAGAAAGAAACUGGGUCUCGAUGAUGAGAAAGACACAAGCCUGGAGGAAGAGGUGACGGCCCCUUUGGAGUCGACUGCAGACCCCACAGUCCAGAGCCCAGCCAAGCCUCCGUUGAAAAGCCCACCCAAGACUUCAGAAGGUGGGAAGAAAGCGGACGGUGGCCAGGCGCCUGCCGAAGCUGACCAGAAGGCAGAUGACCCAGGCACGGUGGUGGUGAAUGGCAAGGAUGAUGAUCAAAACAUAGAGGACCUGCUCAGCAAAGGAAUGAGCCAGAUGACCACCAACGCAGACACCGAUGCCCCCAAGGACAAAACAGAGACGGUCACCAGUGGACCUGUGUCACCUGAGGGAUCCCCAUCCAAGUCUCCUUCAAAGAAGAAAAAGAAAUUCCGGGCCCCGUCCUUUCUGAAAAAGAGCAAAAAGAAAGAGAAGACAGAGUCUUGAGGUCCUCUCCUGGGUGCUUCUCCCUGCUCUUCUUCUUCCUCCUCCUCCUCCUCUUCCUCCUCCUCUCUCCUCCUUUUCUUCUUCCUCUUAACCUUCCGCUACUCCCUCUGCUCUUGCCACCACAAGGAAAACUCCUCCUUACGGUGGCAUCUCUUUGGACGGCUGAGGACCCCGGAAUGUUUCCCCCCAAUGGGAUUUGCUUGGGAAGGUGAGGAAAUGCUUUCUGAGGAUUUGUGAGACAACCCUCCUCCCGGCCACGAAUCCAAGGCUAUAACCAAGAUAGUCUGUCCUUUUCAAUGCUCCCUUUGGGACAGAGAGGGUGCUUGCCACUGAAUGCCAGUCACUUCCGGGGAGUCACAGCGCAAACGUCCCAAGCCACGUCAGGCCCACACGGGGAAGUUUCCCAUGGACUGCUUUAUAGUACACAGCGGGUCCCUUUCAGAAAUAAUGGUGUGGACUGGGGCGAGGGCUGAUCCCUUGCCGAAGCAGGGAACCUGCGGAACGGGAGGUUGGACUGAUUAUUUUGAUGCUUGACCCAAUUGCCGCUAUUAAUCUCUGACGGAAAUUGCUCUGGACUUUAAAGCAGACAAGCUGUUCCUGCUGCGGAGAAGUCCUUGGAGAAGGCUGUGGGAUUUCUUGGGCAAGGAUCUGACCCAGGGGCCAGCUGAGCACCAAGGGCCUAUUUUCCAUAUGAACGAGUGACACUAAAUGCCUUUGGGGAAGGUGGGUGUUUUAAUAUAAGUACUGGCUCCCCCUGCAUCAGCAGAUUGCCAUGCAGGUGGAACAAGGUUGGGCAGGUGGCAUUAGGCUGGCAAAGGGGAAGAGAACAGAGCUGACCCCUGGGACACAAUCCACCAAGAAGUUCUUCCUCAUUGGAAGUCGCUGUGAGGUGUGCAUGAGGAUGGUGAGUCUCUUGCACUUCUCAUAUUCUUUUUGAUGGGGCUUGUGCAGGAGAACUUCUCAAUGUACUGGGGAUACCCUGUGGAUUUUCUGCCCAGGCUUCAAAAUGAGCAGCGGGCUGGUCCCCGGUUCACAAUCCAGGCUAACAAAUGGAAUCAUUUCCCUUGUUUUGAGGACUGUCUACUGGUUCUGGAUUGAAACCCGCUUAGAUUUAUGGGCUGCAAUAUCCCCACGCACGCACACGUCUCCUCGGGGGUAGAGCAUGUGCUUUGCAUGCACAUGAUCCUGGGGUCAAUUUGAGGUGUCUUGGGUGAGAAAAGGACACCAGGUCACAGGACCAAAGGAGGUCUCUCACCUGAUGAAGCCUCUGAGAUCUGUUGCCAGUUGGAAUUGCUGAAGCUUGGAGAGGUGGAUCAGGGACCUGGC